AAGAUGAAUGAAAUACCCAGCCCACCCAUUACGAUGAUUGCUAAAAAAUAUUUGCUAAUAUUUUAAUUAAAGAUAAGAAACAAUCAAAUCAAAGAUUAAAUAAUUCGUCCCUCAGCUGUCAGGAGAGCUGAGAAAAGUAGAGACUAUAAGAAUUAUGAUAAUUUCACUAAAGUAGAACAGUCUUUAACGGUCUUUUCGAACGAAAGCAAAUCGCUUGCAAUACUAACGGUAAAAUAAAGAAUUUUUAAAAUUUUUGUGUUAAAAACAAAAAAAAAAUGAAAAGUUUUGUGUUUAAUUGUAUAUGGACCUGUGCUUUAGUGCAUUUGGCCUAUGGGGUUUAUCCCAUGCCUGGACCAAAUCCACAAAAUUUGGCUAGUCUCUUCUUUAGAUCCCGUUUGGCUUCGCAAGAUCCUGCUGUUUCUAUGGCCUGUUUUUCCGACUAUAUUGUCAAAUCGAACACAGUGGGCGAAACCUAUGGCAGGGAUUAUAAUCAGUGUUUAAUAAAUGCUAGAGAGGGUCGUCAAAACAUUGAAACUGAAAUGAUUGAUAAACGUAUUGCUAUAGGUGAAAGCUCUCAAGGCAUUUGCAAACGUUUAUCCACUUGUGAUGGUCUUAAUUCUACUUUGGAAGUUUUUAAUUGUCAUGCAAGAAUUGGUGCCAACAAUACUAAAGCCGUCUAUAGCAUUUCAGGCAAUGCCUCCGAAUAUGCCAAUAUAAUGCAAGAAAAGUAUCGUCUUAUAGAUUUGCGUCAUGAACAAUGCUGUAAGACUGCCGAACGUAGUUAUAUCGAAUCCACGGCUGUCAAUUAUCGCAACCUACAAGAUUGUUUAGAUGGUCGUGCAAAACCUAAUCCACCAACUACCACUACGACUACUACACCUCAACCCACUACUACUACUACGACAACAACUACCUUAGCACCUGCAACAAGCACCACAGAAGUUGAACCUACUUCCGAAAUACCAGAUUUUAUUACUUCAGAAGCUACUGAUGUAGUAGAUCCCACGUUACUACCAAGCCCCGAAGAGUUUGCCAAACUUUUGAAAUUAUUUAAAUAAAAUAAAUAACAUCAAGUAUUUCUGAAUCCAAACUUACCAAAAAAUAUCAAUGUUUAUUAAAACAAAUUGGCAAAAGCUUACCUGAAAUUAAAAGAAAAUGUAAUUGAUUAAUAUAUAUUUUUUAAAAUUAAUUAAAAUAUUUAUUUAAAAAGUA
Lucilia cuprina (Australian sheep blowfly) is the source of this 1212-nucleotide messenger RNA. RefSeq lists its product as uncharacterized. Bases 276 to 1058 code for a protein of 260 amino acids. Lineage: Eukaryota; Metazoa; Arthropoda; Insecta; Diptera; Calliphoridae. The transcript is spliced from 2 exons. The record is from RefSeq and is a predicted model, not a curated record.